GAACCCUCACCCCCCCCCCCCCCCCUCCUCAUCCUCAUCCCUCCCUCCAAAUCUCCAAAUCUCCAAAUCUCUCUCGCAGCAUGUCCAACCCCUCACCCCUCGUCCACUUCUACGACCUCUCCGGACCGCAACCCUGGUCCCCCGCCUGCUGGCGCACGCGCUACGCGCUCAACUACAAAAACAUCCCGUACCGCGUCGAGAAACUCUCCUACCCUAGCAUCGCACCGCUUUGCCAGUCCCUCUUUCCCGCUAUGCCACUUCCCCGCGCUACUGUGCCUAUUAUCCAGAUUUUAGAGGCGCCCCAAUGCGCCCUGAAUGAUUCCACGCCGAUUGCGCAAUUGUUGAACGAGAGGUUUACGGAGGGCGAUGGGUAUCGCGAUUUAAAGGGUGUGGACGAGGUGCGGGCGUAUGAGGAUGAGGAGGUGCGCGGCUUGGGGGGUGUGAUUUUGAAGUGGAUUGUCUAUGAUGUUUUUGAGAAUGCGUUGGAUGGGGGGGAUGGGUCGAGGGAGUAUUUUAGGAGGACGAGGGAGGAGUUUUUUGGGUGUGGGUUGGAGGAUGUUGUGGGGGUGAGGGGGGGUGGGGAGGCGGUUUUACUCGAGGAGUUGAGGGGGAGGUGGGCGGGGUUGAGAGAGAGGAUGAGGAGGGAUGAUGGGGAGGGUGAUCCGACGUAUGUGGAUUUCUACGAUGCUGCUAAUGUGAAGUGGGUUGGGGCGGCUUCGGAGGAGAAGUUGCAAAAGCUUAUGGAUUUGUAUGGAGAUGAUACUUUUGUCAAGUUGAUGAAGAAGGUUGAGCCGUGGUCUCGAUGAUAAGCGAGUAGAAAGCAGAUGCGAAAUAGUGGAAGGGAAAGCUAGUAGCGGAAAAAAGGGUGCAAAUCGCUAAUAUCUGGUAUGAUUGAUUCGACAAAAGGUUUACUUAUCAAGUUGUGGUCAAUUGGAAUUUGAGUUAUACCGCGUAAACUAUCCCUCUAUAUGAUAAAGAGAGUCUUAUGCCUAAAGAAUUCUGUGCUACGAUUGUCA
Molecule: messenger RNA, 1016 nt
Organism: Botrytis cinerea B05.10
Lineage: Eukaryota; Fungi; Ascomycota; Leotiomycetes; Helotiales; Sclerotiniaceae
Exons: 2
Coding region: 81-806 (241 amino acids)
Source: RefSeq, a predicted model, not a curated record